GCAACAUGCACGCGUUAGAGUAAAUAUAAUGGCGCUCGCGCGCACCCUUAUAAUUGUAGCCCUGACUGUCUCAUUCUUCACAUUCGUGGCCUUCUUCGGCCGCCUGCCAGCCUUCAGAAACACUCCCAUAGGCUUCCUCAACCGGCUCUUUGUGCACCAUAUACCGUCAUUUCUGCGCCGUAUCGAUGUCAAGCUCACCAAGGGCCGCAUCACGUCCGGCAGUUCACGGCUUGGCCGUCAUCUCAUGCACGACAAGCACCCCGUAAUCGUCGUCUUCUUCCUUGGCCUCGUGACUGCAUGCGCCAUACUGAUCCUGCCCGCCGUAUGGCAAGGGCUCCGCUUCCACCACAAGCUGACCGUUCUGGUCCUCCUGCCUCAGCCUUACUUCUGGCUCUGGCUCAGCGCCAAGUCGAACAGCACCACCUACAUCACGCCCCAGAAUCAUGCCGCGCAGAUGCGACACUACCCGUACGACCGCGUCCUGUACCAUCCCGGCAACCCAUGCUCGACAUGCCAUUUGCUAAAGCCGGCACGCAGCAAGCACUGCAGCAUCUGCAAGACAUGCGUCUCCCGCAUGGACCACCACUGCAUCUGGGUGAACAACUGCCUUGGCCGCGGCAACUACAAGUACUUCCUCUUCCUGCUGCUCUCCACUGGCCUCCUGAUCGCCUACGGCGCCUACCUCGCCUACUACGCCCUGACCCCGCCCGUCGCCGCCCACUACAAAAGCUACGAGUCCUUCUACCGCUACAAGCCGGCACGGGGAUCCGACGCAGCGAGCUGGCUGAACUGGUUCGGCGCAAAAGCCCACUACUUCGCAAUCUACCUGAGCUUGUAUCUGGACGUCGGCGGCCUCAGCGCCGCCGGCGUCGGGCUCCUCGCCCUGCUCACCUGGCCGCUGCCGCUGGGCCUGCUCGCGUACCACGUGUACCUGAUCUGGGCGGGCAUGACGACCAACGAGAGCUCGAAGUGGGCCGACUGGCGCGAGGACAUGGCCGAGGGCGUCGUGUUUCUGGGCACGCGCAGGGCAGACUCGAUGGCGGAGAACGCGGUGCGGCCUGCGGCGCCCCGUCGUGCGCACAGCGGCAGUUCGUCUGAUGAGCCGAUCCUGACGCCCGGAGAAGAUGAGGUCGAUGUCGCGCUGGAAGAACCGCUCACCACGUGGCCGCUGGAGAGCAGACAUAUCCUUGUGCGCACGCGUGACGGCCAGGCGCCCAAGUCGCUGCCGGCUCGCGUCCAGCGCGUUGCUGAGCCCGACUCAUUUGAGCGCGUGUGGAGUCUAGCCGCGGUGGAGAACGUGUAUGAUCUGGGGUUCUGGGAUAAUCUGGUCGAGGCGCUGACAAACUAGGGAUUAUAUCUAGCAACAUACGUGUUUGUAUCUCCUGUUCCUUGUGUGCGAUGUACCCUCCCUCUUGCGUCUGUCGAAUACUCUGCUUCCAAGAACGUUUCCUGUCUGUCUUUCGAUACACGUCUUGACGUCUAUCCUUCCUACCUCCUUUUCUGUCCUCUCUCAUAAUCGUCCGUUUAGCCCCUUCUCGACAUGCCAUCUGGUCCCAGCAAACACACUACCCUCCCUUCCCAAAAGCGCGAAUCCCCUA
Boeremia exigua is the source of this 1598-nucleotide messenger RNA. Its product is annotated as DHHC palmitoyltransferase-domain-containing protein. Gene Ontology annotation, biological process: peptidyl-L-cysteine S-palmitoylation; protein targeting to membrane. The record is from RefSeq and is a predicted model, not a curated record. The transcript has 2 exons. Gene Ontology annotation, cellular component: Golgi apparatus; endoplasmic reticulum. Lineage: Eukaryota; Fungi; Ascomycota; Dothideomycetes; Pleosporales; Didymellaceae. The coding region runs from base 29 to 1348 and encodes 439 amino acids. Gene Ontology annotation, molecular function: protein-cysteine S-palmitoyltransferase activity.